This is a messenger RNA of Cucurbitaria berberidis CBS 394.84, 1923 nucleotides long. RefSeq lists its product as uncharacterized. The coding region runs from base 1 to 1923 and encodes 640 amino acids. NCBI's taxonomy places the organism in Eukaryota, Fungi, Ascomycota, Dothideomycetes, Pleosporales, Cucurbitariaceae. The transcript has a single exon. Gene Ontology annotation, cellular component: MICOS complex. The record is from RefSeq and is a predicted model, not a curated record. Gene Ontology annotation, biological process: cristae formation.
AUGCUGCGCGCCUCCAUUCUUCGGGCCAGCCCAGCCGCCAGGCCAUUGGCUCGACAGGCUCGCCCGCAAUGGCGCCUCGCCCAGCGCUUCUACGCCGACGACAAAAAGCUCAGCGAGACGGCCAUUCCUAACCCUGCGCCUACAGUCACUCCCUCCACACCCAUCGAAAAAGCCACCAUCCCCGCUGCCGACGUCCCAAAGCCACCGCCUGCCCCCGAGACGGUUGCCGCAUCUUCAGCAUCGCGCUCAGCUCCCGUCAUUCAACCUGCAACAACACCCCCUACUGGCCGCGGGACAGCGAGCAUAGCACCCAAUCCACAGCAGCCGAAGCCCAGGAAGCGACGAUACUUCCGAAAGCUCCUGCUGUGGCUGACCAUCCUGUCUGGCCUCGGAUAUGCGGGAGGUGUCUGGUACUCCCUGGAGUCGGACAACUUCCACGACUUCUUCACCGAGUACGUUCCCUUUGGCGAGGACGCUGUCGCAUACUUCGAGGAGCGCGAGUUCAGAAAACGCUUCCCCGGCCGCGCUACCCCGGGGAGGUUGCACCCACAAAUAUCAGGAGAGAACAAGGUCACAAUUCCGGUAAAGAGCGGUUUGAGUGCGCGCGUUGCCCAGAAGGAAUCCAGCAGUGAUCUUGGGGCCAAAGGUCCCCAUCUAAGCGCCGUUGACAGCUCGGCCGAGCCAAAGGUCGGCUCCAACACACCACCCAAGGGAACGCAGGAGAAGAAGCAGGAGGCGACACAGCAGGAGAAGCCGAAGACAGUGACUCCCGAGGUCAAGGCUGCGCCAGCUAAGCCCGUUACCCAGCUCGACCACCUCGGCGUACCAUCUGCCAACGAGCCUGUCGUCCAGGAUGUCGUCAAGAUCGUGAAUGAUCUCAUCACAGUCAUCAAUGCGGAUACCGCUCACGAUGGCAAGUACAACUCGGCGCUGGACAAGGCCAAGUCUGAGCUUGGAAGGGUCGUCUCAGAUAUCAAUUUGAUGAAGGAGAACUUGCAAAAGUCCGCCGAGGAGAAGAUCAAAGCCGCCCACAGCGAAUUCGACGAGGCCGCAAAGGAGCUUGUGCAGCGAUUGGACCAUCAAAUGCAAGCUCAGGAGACGCACUGGAAAGAGGAAUACGAAAACGAGCGAGAACGCCUAUCCCAGACGUACAAGGAGAAGCUACGCUCUGAGCUCGAUGCUGCGCACAAGGUGUACGAGCAGAAGGUCAAGAACGAGCUGCUUGAGCAAAAUAUCAAACUGCAAAAGUCAUUCACCGCGAACAUCCGAGAUCGCGUCGAGUCUGAGCGUGAUGGACGCCUGGGCAAGCUGAACCAGCUGUCCUCUUCAGUCCAUGAACUUGAGAAGCUGACCGGGGAGUGGAACGACGUUGUCGACGCUAACCUCAAGACACAACACCUCGUCGUCGCCGUCGAGGCUGUCAAGUCCGCGCUCGAAACCCAGGCCACACCCAAGCCCUUUGUCACUGAACUCGCAGCCCUCAAGGAGAUCGCCGCCGAUGAUCCCGUAGUCAGCGCUGCUAUCGCCAGCAUCAACCCUACCGCCUACCAGCGUGGUAUCCCCAGCCCAGCGCUGCUAAUCGACCGCUUCCGACGCGUUGCUUCAGAGGUCAGGAAAGCCGCUCUUCUCCCUGAAGACGCUGGUGUCGCCUCCCACAUCGCCUCGCUCGCUAUGUCCAAGGUUCUCUUCAAGAAGUCUGGCCUUGCGCUUGGUGGAGAUGUGGAAGCCGUGCUCGCCCGAACUGAAGUGUUGCUCGAGGAGGGUGACUUGGACGCCGCGACACGAGAAAUGAACGGACUGCAGGGGUGGGCCAAGGUGCUCAGCAAAGACUGGUUGAGCGAGUGUAGGAGAGUUCUUGAGGUUAGGCAAGCGUUGGAUGUUAUCGCUACAGAGGCGCGUUUGAACAGCCUACUGAUUGACUGA